AAGCAAUGGCAUUUUCUUUAUUUUUAGAUUAUAUUUAUAACUAGCUAAAUGCACAAUGAAUGCUAGAUCACAAGUCUUUGAAUUUACAGUUGAAUUGAGUCAAGUUGAAGAAGUUGUUUGUAGCAUAUUGCACACUCUGUUGUUUCAUCGAUCAACUGGAAAAUUUCAUUAUCAACAGCAGGGAUCUUAUACGAUUGGAACUAUUGGAUUUGAAGACGUUGAUUGUCAGUUCAUUGAUUGUACGUAUGUACGCUGCUCUAGUGAUAAGUUGCACAAAAAUGUUCAAAAACAGGCAAGACAAUUUAAAGAUGCUUUAAAAAGUAUGGAUGGCUAUAAAAAUGGACAAUUAUCACUAGAGUUUUAUCAAAAGCGCAAAAGCCCAUGGCCAUUUCCAACUGAGUCUGUUCCUUGGGAGCUUUGGGUUUUAAAGUUUGAAGUUGUGCACAUGGGAAAUGAGAAUGAACGAAAUAUACUACAUGAAAAGUUAACAGAUAAUGUAAAUGAAAAAAUACGAACAAUUUGUCAGAUUGUUAACCAACCUGAGUACAUCCCAAAAAUGCCAAAUGAACCAGACUUAACAAACGUAUUUGAUGAUCAGUAUGAUGAUGUCCAGCCAUAUCUGCACCGGGUCUCAUUUCAAACAGGGGAAUAUUCAUCCGAAAUGACGAUGGGGAAUACUAUGAGGAAACUGUUAAAAGACACAUUUAAUUAUUAAUUUUACUAUCUCUUUGUUUAUAAUUUUCUGCUGUGAUAAAAGCUCCUAGAACUUUCUUGACUGCUCGUCUGAAUGUAAAAUAAUUAAAGGUAAAAGGUAAGGUAAAAUUAAAUUCUAGGUAAACAAUGUAACUAGGGAAUAUUAACCGUAUAGUU
This is a messenger RNA of Hydractinia symbiolongicarpus, 870 nucleotides long. RefSeq names its product autophagy-related protein 101-like. NCBI's taxonomy places the organism in Eukaryota, Metazoa, Cnidaria, Hydrozoa, Anthoathecata, Hydractiniidae. The record is from RefSeq and is a predicted model, not a curated record. The transcript has a single exon. Gene Ontology annotation, cellular component: phagophore assembly site. Gene Ontology annotation, biological process: autophagy; autophagosome assembly. The coding region runs from base 56 to 715 and encodes 219 amino acids.